Papaver somniferum (opium poppy) is the source of this 987-nucleotide messenger RNA. RefSeq lists its product as uncharacterized. The transcript has a single exon. The record is from RefSeq and is a predicted model, not a curated record. NCBI's taxonomy places the organism in Eukaryota, Viridiplantae, Streptophyta, Magnoliopsida, Ranunculales, Papaveraceae. Bases 1 to 987 code for a protein of 328 amino acids. Gene Ontology annotation, molecular function: RNA-DNA hybrid ribonuclease activity; nucleic acid binding.
AUGCAUAAUAGAAUUGCUACUGACGACAAUAUGAAAGUGCAAGGUGCUGAUGUUGUUAAUUGCUGCAAUUUAUGCCCCUCUCCUUGCUGUAAUGAAACUCAAUCCCAUCUUUUCUUUCAGUGUGCUUUCGCUAAUGCUUUAUGGAGCUGGGUUGUGCAGGUGUUUACACAUCAGUUGGACUGUGUAGAUGUCAAUUCACUUUUUACUUCGGUAAGAAGAUUUAGAGGUUGGUCUCAAUCAAAUAAUCUUCUCUGGAUAGCUACGGUGAGCUGCAUAUGGAUCAUUUGGUACUGUCGUAAUAGACUAAGGUUUGAGAAUUGCUUUACUUAUUCAACUCUGGCCAUUAUCUACUUGAAAUCCCUAAUUGUUGAAUCGAGUAGACAUAGUGGUGGUUUCUCUUUUUACACUGCUGCAGACAAGGUCAUUCUGGAUUUUCCGGGCAUUAAAAGACUUCCUCCUAGGCUGCCAAAAGCUAUCAUCGUUAAAUGGCAGCCUCCUCUUCCUGGUUGGAUUAAAGCCAACAUCGAUGGAUGUUCUUUGGGUAAUCCAGACCCUUCUGGUUGUGGAGUGACUUUUCGAGACUCUAAUGGUCUGGUUAAAGGAUGCUUGGCUCAAAACUUGAGUUUUAAUGAUUCUUCUUGCGCCGAGCUUUGGGGAGCUAUUCACGCUCUUCGUAUAGCCUGUACAAAGAAAAUUCAGCGUCUCUGGCUUAAGUGUGACUCUACAUUUGUCUUACAGGCUAUCAGAAAUCCGAAUUUGGUCCCCCGGACUAUUUCUACUCACUGGCACAAUUGCUUAAAAUUUACAUCUUCUAUCCAAUUUAUGUGUACUCAUAUUUACCGGGAAGGUAACUCGGUGGCUGACCUUUUAGCCAAGCAUGGCGCACUGUCUGAGUCUCGCUGGUGGUUUGAACCUCCAGAAUUCACAAGGCAGAAUCUCAUCAUAGAUAAUUCUGUUUUACCGUUUUACCGCUUUCUUAAUAUGUAA